Didymosphaeria variabile is the source of this 2460-nucleotide messenger RNA. RefSeq names its product multisubstrate pseudouridine synthase 7 (gene PUS7). Gene Ontology annotation, cellular component: nucleus. Gene Ontology annotation, molecular function: pseudouridine synthase activity; RNA binding. Lineage: Eukaryota; Fungi; Ascomycota; Dothideomycetes; Pleosporales; Didymosphaeriaceae. The transcript has a single exon. Gene Ontology annotation, biological process: pseudouridine synthesis. Bases 1 to 2460 code for a protein of 819 amino acids. The record is from RefSeq and is a predicted model, not a curated record.
AUGUCCGACCUCUCCGAAAUCGAUGCGCGACCCGCAAAACGCGCGCGCCUCGACGAGCCCUCCACAACCACAGCCUGCACCGCAAUCUUUGCAGCUUCUCCCCCAGCAGACGCGCUCCCCCAGGCCCCAAUCGUCUCCGACACGCCCACCAAUUCCAACAAUAACGACCUCGAGCGCGAACUCAGAGCCGGUAUUACGGAGUAUGUCUGCCCGGAUAAUUUGGGCUUCACAGGCGUGCUCAAGCAGCGGUAUACGGAUUUCUUGGUCAACGAGAUAGGGCUUGAUGGUGCGGUUUUGCAUUUGAGGCGCGCAGGUGUAGAGGAGAAGAGAGACGCAGGAAAGGCGGAGGAGGAAGCAGUGGUCGCGAAAGAAAAUGCCAAUGGCAAUCCAAAGAGGAAGGUGGAGGCUUUAGGAGAAAGCGGACCUGUUGCGAAGGUGAAGCAUGAGGAGAGUGUUGUGGAAGAGACGACUACAAAAAGUGGUGCCGGUGAAGUGCAGGAGGACGGAUCUGCGCCGGCGAUGGAUCUUGAAAAUGGGACUGGUACCAUUGGGGAGGAGUUGAUCGAGCCGGUGAAAGAAGAAGACGUGUUUGAGGUACCCGAAGCAGAUGUCGUAGACCUCCACGCGAUAUUUGGCGAAACCACCACCAAGGAAAUCAUCACGCUUGUCCGCGCGAUACGUAGGAAGGAAAAUAGAAAAGCGAAGGACUUCAGACCCGUCAUCGCACCCCCGAUAACAGACAAGGAUGUCCGCACACGCGCACACCAGUCGUUGCGCCGAGUAUUUCCCAACCUGCUUGAGAGCUCUAUGGAGGCUGACCAGUCGCUGCGCAUAAAAGCUGUCCCACCCAAGGAACGCAAAGGAAAGAACAAGAAAGAAAGGGGAGAUCGAAGUAACCGUGAUAACGGCCCGGAUCGCCGCAAAGGACAACUUGCGUGGGAAGAGCUGGGUGGUGAAUAUCUACACUUCACGCUGUACAAGGAGAACAAGGAUACCAUGGAAGUAAUCGGCUUCCUGGGCAGCAAGCUGGGCGGGGGUCGGAACCCGUUCAGUUUCGCAGGCACUAAGGACAGGCGAGCAUGCACUGUCCAGCGUGUAUGCGUCAAGCGACAGACUGCUGAGCGCUUGAACCAUUUCAAUAAGAUACUUUUCAGCGCGGCCAUCGGAGACUAUUCGUAUGAGAAGAGGGAUCUUGGCUUGGGCGACCUCAAAGGCAAUGAGUUCGUUAUCACGCUGCGAGACUGCCGUUUUCAAGGUGACGAGGGGCUGGACGUGGAACAACGCGUCACGCUCGCCAACGACAUUGUUUCGAAAGCGAUAACAGAUUUCUCCAAAGAAGGCUUCAUUAACUACUACGGUCUGCAGCGCUUCGGUUCUUUCGCGGCUAGCACUGACACCGUGGGGCUGAAAAUGCUUCAGAACAACCUAAAAGGCGCGGUGGAAGACUUGCUAGCCUACAGCGAGACCGCGCUCGCAGCAGCGGAAGGCAGGCUCGAAGAUUCUUCCAUCUUGAUAUCACAAGACGACAGGAAUCGCGCGAAAGCUCUGCACAUCUGGAAAACCACUGGCAGAGGGGGUGCUGCUCUCGACAUCCUACCUAACAAGUUCAAGGCGGAGCGCAGCAUCGUCCAGCACCUCAGCUCCAGGAACAGCAAGAGCGGGAGAUACGACCGGACGAGCGACUGGCAGGGCGCCCUGAUGCUCAUCCCACGCCAGCUGCGUCUAAUGUACGUGCACGCCUACCAGAGUCUCGUGUGGAACACAGUAGCCGGCAAGCGCUGGAGCACAUACGGGUCGAAGGUCGUAGAAGGCGACCUUGUCCUCGUCCACGAGCACAAAGACAAGGAAGUCAACGCGGAAUCCACCACCAAAGACUCCAUCGACCAAGACGGCGAAGUCGUCAUCGAUCCCGCCGGCGCAGACAGCGCGCUCGCAGCAGAUGACGAGUUCGAGCGGGCGCGAGCACUGACAGCAGAAGAGGCGGCGAGCGGGCAGUACACCAUCUUCGAUGUUGUGCUGCCGCAGCCGGGUUUUGACGUCGAGUACCCGAAGAACGAAAUCGAGAAAUUCUACGAGGAGUUCAUGGGGAGCAAGAGAGGCGGUGGUCUGGAUCCGCACAACAUGCGCAGGCCAUGGAGGGAAGUCAGUCUGAGCGGGGGUUAUAGGAAGUUUCUCGCUAGACCGUUGAAGCCGCUUGGGUUUGAGGUGCACAGCUAUGUGAGGAAUGAGCAGCAGUUUGUUGAGACGGAUUUGCAGAGGUUGCGAAAGGAGGAGGGCGCGCAGGAAGAGAAAGGAGACAAUGGUGCGGAUGUCGAGAUGUCGGACGAGGCGGAGAAGAAGAUUGCUGUGGUGAUUAAGCUGCAGCUGGGGUCUAGUCAGUAUGCGACGAUGGCACUGAGGGAACUGAUGAAGGCUGGUGGGUUGAAGGCGUAUAAGCCCGAGUUUAUGGGUGGGCGGUAG